Molecule: messenger RNA, 3977 nt
Organism: Camellia sinensis
Lineage: Eukaryota; Viridiplantae; Streptophyta; Magnoliopsida; Ericales; Theaceae
Source: RefSeq, a predicted model, not a curated record
AUUCCAUAUCAACCACACGGAGCAAACGAGAGAGAGAUUGAAACCCUAGAGAGAGAGAUGAGUGAAGAAGGAAGAGGGCGGCGAGACCUCGUCUGUCGUCGCCGGCGGCGGCCAACAACCCAACUUGACAUGAAGAGUGUUGACCAUACUUUCUAGGGAGUCAAUUCCAUUCCAUUCUAUUUUGCCAAUCACUGGGACCCAUCCCUUCCUUCCUCUGUUCGACAAAUCUCCAAGCUCAUUGGCUCAUUCUCCCACACGCGCUGCCCCCAGCACGUGUCACUACUUGCCUUUUCUUCUUCUUCUUCUUCUUCUUCUUCUUCUUCUUCAUUUCUUCUCUCUCUCUCUCUCUCUCCAACCAACAUUACCUUUUAGCUCAACAAUUCCACAAACAGCUCGCACACCCUUUGAAAGUAAUCAAAAUUCAACACUUUCUCCGACCGUAUGGAAUUCCGGCGACCCAACUCGCCGGCGGCGAAUUUUCCAGGUUAAAAAAUGCACCAUACAGUGAUAGACUCCGAACGCAAAUCACACUGACAACAAUCACAUACCAACAAGGUCUGGGUUUGAUUCUGAUUCUUGUCUCGUCUAAUAUUCUACACAUAUACACCAACAUAUCUUCAAUGGCAAAUAGUGCUACUUCUACCCCAACUGAUACUUUUUCGGCUCCACAAUCUUCUACCACAGAAGACUUAGCCCUGAAAGCUUUGAACAAGCGAUACGAAGGUCUAGUCACGGUUCGAACUAAGGCGAUUAAAGGGAAAGGAGCUUGGUAUUGGGUACAUCUUGAACCCAUUUUGAUUCGAAACCCAGAUACAAAUCUUCCUAAAGCAGUCAAACUCAAGUGCACUUUGUGUGAAUCUUCUUUCUCUGCUUCGAACCCUUCUCGUACAGCUUCCGAGCAUCUCAAGAGAGGGACUUGCCCCAAUUUCAUCACAAUUGCCAAACCCAUUUCCACCUCACAACAACAACAACAACAACAACAACAUCAAUUACUACCUCCUUUAGCUUCACCUUCUUCUCACAAUCAUCGGAAACGAAGCUCUCAUCCAAAUCCUGGUACUUGUUCGUCUUCUUACCAACCCAAUUCAAUCGCGAUGGUUGAUUCCACUGGGUUGAAAUUGAAGCAACAGCAUUUGGUGUUAUCAGGUGGAAAAGAAGAUUUGGGUGCUUUGGCAAUGCUGGAAGAUAGUGUGAAGAAGCUCAAGAGCCCAAAAGCUUCGACUGGUUCAGAAUUAAACAAGAGCCAAAUCGAUUCUGCGUUUCAUUUUCUAGCUGAUUGGUUCUUUGAGUCUUGUGGGUCUGUUUCAUUUUCGAGCCUCGAUCACCCAAAAUUCAAAUCUUUUCUUAACCAAGUAGGCUUGCCCGCCUUGUCCCGGAGGGAGUUUUUGGGUUCAAGGCUUGAUUCGAAAUUCGACAAAGCCAAAAUGGAGUCAGAAGCUAGAAUUAAAGAGGCUGUGUUCUUCCAAGUCUCUUCUGAUGGGUGGAAGAUCAGGAAUUGUAAUCAUGGCGAAGAUAAUUUGAUUAAGUUUAUGGUAAAUCUUCCAAAUGGGUCGACUGUAUUCGAAAAGGCCGUGUUUACGGGUAGUUCUGUACCAUCAAAGUAUGCAGAAGAGAUUUUGUGGGAAUCUAUGACUGGGAUAUGUGGGAGUGAUGUUCAUAGAUGUGUGGGUAUAGUUGCUGAUAAGUACAAGGCUAAAGCAUUGAGGAAUUUGGAGAUUCAGAAUCAAUGGAUGGUUAAUGUAUGUUGCCAAGUUCAGGGUUUUAUUAGUUUGAUGAAGGAUUUUAUCAAAGGGCUUCCAAUUUUUAAGGUUGUCAUUGAUAAUUGCUUGAAGAUUGCUAAUGUUUUCAAUAGUAAGUCUCAGGUUAGGAAUAGUUUCAACAAGUUUCGGUCAGAGGAUCAUGUUGAGCUUCCUGGGUUGAUUAGAGUUCCUCCACUAAAAUGUGAUUAUUCGAAAAACUUCACUUCUGUGAUUGCAAUGCUGGAGGAUAUAUUGAGCUGUGCUCAGGUUUUACAUCUAAUUGUGUCGGAUGAUUCAUAUAAGGUGAUAGGUGUGGAUGAUCCAUUGGCAAGGGAAGUCGCAGAGAUGAUUCAAGAUGUUGGGUUUUGGAAUGAAUUGGAGGCUGUUCAUUCAUUGGUGAAGUUGAUCAGAGGCAUGGUUGAAGAUAUUGAAGCCGAGAAGCCAUUAGUUGGGCAAUGCCUUCCACUUUGGGAGGAAUUGAAAGCGAAAUUGAAGGACUGGUGUGCCAAAUUCAGGGUGGCUGAAGGUCCGAUUGAGAAGAUUGUUGAAAAGAGAUUCAAGAAAAAUUACCACCCGGCAUGGUCGGCUGCAUUUAUCCUUGACCCACAAUACUUAACAAGGGAUUCGAGUGGAAAAUACCUUCCACCAUUCAAGUGCUUAACACAUGAGCAAGAGAAGGACGUGGAUAGGCUGAUAACCCGGUUGGUUUCAAGGGAAGAAGCUCAUAUUGCAUUGAUGGAACUAAUGAAAUGGAGAUUAGAAGGGUUAGACCCUCUAUACGCUCAGGCAGUUCAAGUAAAACAGCGAGACCCUGUGACCGGAAAAAUGAAAAUUGCUAACCCUCAAAGCAGUAGAUUAGUGUGGGAGACUUGUUUAAAAGAGUUUAAGUCACUUGGGAAAGUUGCAGUGAGGCUUCUCUUCCUUCAUGCAACCUCAUGUGUGUUUAAGUGCAAUUGGUCUUUUAUGAGAUGGGCUUGUGUGCAAGGGAACUCAAGAUUGGGCCUCGAUAGGGCUCAGAAGAUGAUUUUUAUCGCUGCUCAUGCAAAGCUCGAAAGGCAGGAUUUUUCGAGUGAGGAAGAAAAAGAUGCAGAGUUGUUUGCCAUGGCAAGCGGUGAGGACGACAUGUUCAAUGAGGUCUUUGCAGGUGUGUCCUCAGUGUAAUGUUUUCUUUUAUAAACUCUUGUAGAAUUCUGAAAAACUGUAGGAUAUAUUGAAUUCUUUUCACUUAUGUUCGUGCUGUUUACUUUUAGUAGAAGAUUCAGGAGAGGGGGUUGACAGGGAAGGAGGGGAAAUUGAACAAUGUAUUAAUAGAAACUGAAUCGCCACUUGAUUUGAAUGAAUCAUUAGGCUGGCAUGAUUGGAGGAGGUUCUUGAUUUUGUAGAGGAGACACUCAUUCUUGUUUAUAAAGAUAAAAAUGGUCCAGUAACAGAACAAGAAGAAGACUGGGCCCACUGUUGAACUUUGAUCCGGGCAUUGAAAAAAUGGGGUUUUGCACUGUCAUCAAUUAGAGUUUGCUAUGAUUGUUAAAAUGUCUUUGAGCAAACUGGAAGCAAGAGAGAUUGUCGACAUUAAGAGGCACAUAACACGGCUGAAAGGGAUUAGGCAACGAACUUGAACUGAUUUUCAGAAAAGCCGAGGCCCUGAAUCUUCUUUGGUCAUUUGCUAGAGGUGUCAACCAUUCAAAGCACAAUCUCAUUGUCCCUUUUGGAACUUGAAAGUAGAGAAGAUAAUGACACUAAUCAUGGUUUGCUUUGAGGAGAGUUCACCAAAUUACAAUUUUACACUUGGACAUCAAUUAGGCCUUUUUCUUGGCUUCCGUCGAUCCAACUGCUCUGCCAUCUGUUCUACAUCAGUUUCACUAUCAGCAUGGGAAUUAGGCAAGACUGGGGAGCCUAUUGACAAGGAUGCGAAGCACACAAAUGCUCAAAAAAUGUAUAAUCAAGUUAUGUAUCUUUUGAUUUCUUUUCAGUGGCAGAAUUGUGGAAAAUUGAAUUUGGGCAUUGGAGUAGUAGCUGGCAGGUGAAAUGUUAUUAUCUUAUAGACGUGUUAAUAAUGAUCCAUGGAGAGAAAGCAACUGAAAAGAUGAAUGGUAGACGUUGGAAAAUACAGAAUGUAGGGCAGCAUAGCAGAUGGGGUCUUUGGUUGGUCAUUAUAGUUUUUAAAGUAGUGGUUCUUGUUUGUGUAUUCUCUCUCUCAAUCUUGUACCUUUUAAUAGUACUCUCAACAGAUUCUCUCUC